CUCUCUUAAACUUGAUAUUACAAUUUUAGAGAGUGAUGUUCUUGAUAGCUGUAUUUGCACUCUAUUCUUCUAGAGUGCAUUGUGUGGAAUAUCAGAAUUCAUCAUUUAGUGACUCAUCACAACAAAACAGUACACAACUAUCAGAUGAAUCUGAUUUUAUUUUAGCACCAGAGUUACAGGAGAGAUAUAAAGAAUUAGAUGCACUUCGGCAUGGUACUCGAAAAAGGCGGGAAAAUUCCGCAAUCAACACUCCUGAGGAUUUUAUGCGCCCUGAAGAGCUGGCAGAACGCUACAAUUUGACACAAAACCAUUCAAUAUUCGAGAAAAGAGCUGCGGACGAACUUAUCAUGGAACUAAUGAUAUUUAGUGAUCAAUCAUUUUAUGAAUAUGUACGAGAAAGAAAUCCUGGUUUUUCUGAGACUGAAAUUCAGGCCCAGAUGUCAAGCAUGAUUCAGACUAUUGUUCAGUCAGUCCAGAUGUAUUUUGAUGACCCCUCCUUAGAUAUGGGUUUAGAAAUACGGAUAGUUGACAUUAUUCAGUUGAAAGACAGGGAUCUAAUCCCUGCGGGAGAUAUCAAGGUCUACCUGGAAAAUUUCUGUAACUACCAAAGGAAGCAAAAAACUUGGAGGUCUGGACGCUGGGAUCAUGCGCUUCUUUUAACAGGAACUGAUCUAUACACUACAUUUGGCAACCAACAAAUGAACGGAAGUUCUGGGAUGGCUUAUCUAUCUGGAAUGUGUAGUGCGGAAUAUAGUUGUACAAUUGCAGAAGCUAGAUCUUUAGGUUCAACUUCUCUUAUAGUGACUCAUGAACUGGCACACAACCUGGGAGCUGAUCAUGACGGGGAUAGAGACAACAGAGAAUGUAAGAGAGAAGGUUAUAUUAUGGGACCAAUGCUUGGACCUGGGGCCAACACAUGGUCGUCAUGCACUCAAAGGCAAAUAAAUGACUUUGUGAAGAGUCUUCCAAACUUCAGAUCAGGCAACUGCCUGGACAACACUGUUACAGGAGGGCUAGUUUAUAACAAGCAAGAAAUGCCGGGGAUAAAGUUUGAUGGCGAAGCUCAAUGCAAUUAUAUGUACGGAAAAGAUUGGCAUUUUUAUACCGGCGCUAUAGGCCCCAGUCAAAUAAAUGACCCUUGUGAAUCUCUCUGGUGCCGAUUUAGAUAUCAGCUCAAAACUCCGAAUGCCCCAGCUCUGCAAGGAACUGAAUGUGGAAUAGGAAAAGUUUGUUACAGAGGGGGUUGUCGCAGCGCGAGCGAGAUCAUGUCUUCAGAACAAAUAAUUGAACAAAAUAUACCAACAACAAGAACUACAGAAACAACAAGAACAGCUCAACCAACCACAACAAGAUCAACAAGAAGACCAUCAGAAAGAGAACAAGCUAUCUGUGAAAUUAUGAGAUUCUUUAAUCGAAACUGGCCUGGAUGCAAUUAAGACUAUCACAUCUGUUUUUUAUAUUUUGAGACUAUAUAUAGACAUGACUUCAAGUGACUCUUUAAUCAAAGAGUUGAAUUCUAAUUCACAAUGAACCCACUACUUUAUGUAAUCAAUAAUGUGUUUAAUUCUGAUUAUUUCAUGCAUUAUUUUCUGUUGCAGAAACUCGCCGGUCACUUUUAUAAAAAAUUGAAAGUUAUCAAUUUUCAAAAUCUAAAUCUUGGUCCUAUGCAUUGCCUAUUCAUUACCGGACUUGUGUCUCUUUAAGUAUAGGGUCACUUGAAUUACAUCAACUGUCUCUUUAAGUAUAGGGUCACUUGAAUUACAUCAACUGUCUCUUUAAGUAGAGGGUCACUUGAAUUACAUCAACUGUCUCUUUAAGUAUAGGGUCACUUGAAUUACAUCAACUGUCUCUUUAAGCAUAGGGUCACUUGAAUUACAUCAACUGUCUCUUUAAGUAGAGGGUCACUUGUAUUACAUCAACUGUCUCUUAAGCAAUUCACAGCUGUUUAUAAUUAUUUAAAUAAUUGUUGAUAUUAUAUAUUUCAGAACAACA
Molecule: messenger RNA, 1992 nt
Organism: Eurytemora carolleeae
Lineage: Eukaryota; Metazoa; Arthropoda; Copepoda; Calanoida; Temoridae
Product: A disintegrin and metalloproteinase with thrombospondin motifs adt-2
Exons: 18
Coding region: 36-1436 (466 amino acids)
Biological process (GO): proteolysis
Molecular function (GO): metalloendopeptidase activity
Source: RefSeq, a predicted model, not a curated record